This is a messenger RNA of Amphiprion ocellaris (clown anemonefish), 1402 nucleotides long. It is a transcript of the gene rnf220b, whose product is annotated as ring finger protein 220b. NCBI's taxonomy places the organism in Eukaryota, Metazoa, Chordata, Actinopteri, Pomacentridae. Gene Ontology annotation, molecular function: ubiquitin protein ligase activity. Gene Ontology annotation, biological process: protein ubiquitination. The record is from RefSeq and is a predicted model, not a curated record. Bases 254 to 1402 code for a protein of 382 amino acids. The transcript is spliced from 9 exons.
AGCAGACACUCGGAGACCCUUCAGUCCCUUCAGUCCGUCAGAAACGCAGCGUCGCUCCGCGCGUAAAAACAUUGGAGGAGGACCGACAGAAACCGAAGCUUUUUUCUCCCCUUUUUUUCUUGUCCUCUUUUCGCUGCCUGGAGAAAAGUGCCGCUGAAAUUAAAGUUGAAAGAAUCGCAGGACAGAGAGGGAAAGAGUUGGACGUAAAUCUUCGCUGUGAGGACUUCAUCCCGGUCCACCGGUCAGGAGGUGAAUGGACCUCCACCGCCCCUUUAAGAUGGACAGCCCCUCCUACCUGCCGGCUCCCCUGGCCUCCCCCGCCCUCAUGGUGCUGGCGUCCACCGCGGAGGCCGGCCGAGACGCCUCUGUCCCCUGCCAGGCUCCGCGGCCCUUCGGCGUCCCCGCCUCCGUGGAGAAGGACCUCCACCUGCCCUUCCCCUCGGCCUCCUACACCUUCACCUCCAUGUACCAGCGCCAGGGCCCCGUGUCGGGCUCCUUCCCGGCCCGAGACUUCCCGGCCUCCCUGCUCCACCUGCACCCCCAGUUCACCCCUCCCAACCUGGACUGCUCCACGCUGGGCAUGAUCAACCACAGCGGCGUGGGCGCCUUCCGGCCCUUCUCCUCCCCACAGGAGGAGAGGGAGUCUGGGGGCUACCAGUCGGCCUUCACCCCCGCCAAGAGGCUGAGGAGCUGCUUCCCGGACGUGGAGGGGAAGGAGUUUGACUUCGGCUCCCUGAAAGCCGUGGAGGACUCGGGCAGGAAGCUGUUCUCCAUGUCCGGCCUGCUGUCUGAUGGCGAGGCUUCGUCGAGUCCGGAGGAGCGUAAAGAUCACAGUAAGCUGAAGGCUCUGUAUGACGCCCAGGCUCCGGUGUGUCCGGUGUGUCAGACCGUCCUCCGACCCGGAGAUCUGCAGGAACACAUGGAGCAGGAGCUCAGCAAACUGGCCCAGCUGCACAUCAGUGGUUCUUCUCUACAACACGACCUCCUCAUCAGAACGUCGAAGUCUUUGUCGCUCUCUCUGCACAUCAAGCGUGAAGGAGGUUCUCCGAGUUCUCCUCCCCGACCGGUUGAAGAAGUUCAUUCUGACCGAUACCAGACGUUCCUCCGUGUUCGAGCCAACAGACACACCAGACUGAACGUCGACGACCUCUGCUGGUGCAGGUGCUACGUCAAAUCUGCCCCAUUACGCCCCCACAGCGCCGGAGCCCACCUAGACUGCACCCAGGCUGUCAGGAUCGGGAAGCUGAAGAGGAGGAAGCAUGAGGAGGGACAGGAAGCUUCGUCCAACUCGGUGCCGCUGGAGGACGAGUGGAACGAGAGGAGGAGGAUCCAGAUGACGUCUCUGGGCUUUAAAGGUGAGCAUCAGCGGAGGGUAAAGGAUGUGAAGCUGAAGAGGCGCUGA